CAGUUCAAAGUACGCACACGUUUUGGAGAUACUAUUUGGAGACAGACUAGAGCACUUUCUCUUUUUACCUGAAAAAAGUUACAGAAAAUCAUCAGCUGUUGCUCGAGUGUGGAGACGCCUGCAAACAAGACUAGGUUAUUAUACAAUAUUUUAGAAAGGCAUAUGCAUAAAGACAUUCUCUCUCCAAAAGGCUUUGUGCAGUUGACUGCCUCUUUGCAGGAGCAAAUAGCGUCUACUGUUACUUUUUAUCCACUUUUGGACAUUUUAAAUACUUUGGUCAAGAUUUUCCUCGUGUGUAAAGCAUCUCUAGGGAUCUCACCCUCAAGAGCCGUACUUUCAUAUUUUGUGCGUAAUUGUUCGACAACAUUUUUCGUAUGAAUCUACUCGACCCCUUCCUGAAAAUGACAGACGAACAAGACAAAUGUCUCUCUGACGCACCGAGCCCGAGCAUGUCCGAGGACUCUGCGGGAUCCCCGUGCCCUUCCGGCUCUGGCUCAGACACCGAGAACACCAGACCUUCAGAGAACGGUCUGCUGAUGGGUCCGGACGGCCCCCUCGUCGAGUUCAAGAAGGACGACGAUGACAAGUUCCCCGUGUGCAUCCGCGACGCGGUGUCCCAGGUACUGAAGGGCUACGACUGGACCCUGGUGCCAAUGCCAGUCCGAGUGAACGGAUCUAGUAAGAACAAGCCCCACGUCAAGAGACCGAUGAACGCUUUUAUGGUUUGGGCGCAAGCCGCUCGGAGAAAGCUGGCUGAUCAGUAUCCUCAUCUGCAUAACGCGGAGCUGAGCAAAACUCUGGGGAAACUAUGGAGGCUACUCAAUGAGGGAGAGAAGCGUCCGUUCGUGGAGGAGGCAGAACGCUUGAGGGUACAGCACAAGAAAGACCACCCCGACUACAAGUACCAGCCCCGGCGGAGGAAGUCCAUGAAGAACGGACAAAGCGAGUCUGAGGACGGCAGCGAGCAGACGCACAUAUCGCCAGGAGCGAUCUUCAAGGCGCUCCAACAAGCUGACUCUCCAGCCUCUAGCAUAGGAGAAGUGCACUCCCCCGGAGAACACUCAGGCCAGUCCCAAGGGCCCCCCACCCCUCCCACCACUCCUAAGACCGACAUCCAGGUGGGAAAGGUGGACCUGAAGCGCGAGGGUCGCCCCUUACAGGAAGGCACGGGCCGCCAGCUCAACAUCGACUUCCGGGAUGUGGACAUCGGCGAGCUGAGCAGCGACGUCAUCUCCCACAUCGAUACCUUCGAUGUCAACGAGUUCGACCAGUACCUGCCCCCCAAUGGUCACCCAGGCGCUCCUGGCACUGCUGCUGGCCAGGUCUCCUACAACGGUACCUAUGGCAUCAGCAGCUCCGCAGUCAGCCAGGCAGCAGGGGGCACCGCAGGGCACAGCUGGAUGACCAAGAGCCAGAGUCAGCAGCAGCACUCCCUGACCACGCUGGGUAGUGGAGGGGAGCAGGGUCAGAACCAGAGGACCACCACACACAUCAAGACAGAGCAGCUGAGCCCCAGCCACUACAACGAUCAGCAGAACUCCUCCCCUCCACAGCACGUCACCUAUGGCUCCUUCAACCUGCAACACUACAGCUCUUCCUCCUACCCCUCCAUCACCCGUGCCCAGUAUGACUUUUCUGACCACCAGGGUGGCACCAACUCCUACUACAGCCACGCAGCCGGGGGCCAGGGCUCAGGGCUCUACUCCUUCAGCAGCUACAUGAGCCCCAGCCAGAGGCCCAUGUACACCCCCAUCGCAGACACAACCGGGGUGCCCUCCGUGCCACAGACCCACAGUCCCCAGCAUCACUGGGACCAGCAGCCAGUGUACACACAGCUCUCCCGGCCCUGAGGACACAGUCAUCUACACACAGACUUACAUAGACUGAUAGACAUGCCCAUCUUGCAGAGGGAGACUUUGUCACAACAUUCCAACAUCUAGCUCCCAGCAAACAGACACUUGAAUUUACAACAGAGGAAGAAGACGACAAAGAAGAAGGAGGAAAGCUGGAAUUGAGAGAACUGAAAUUAGAUCAGAAUGGCUCACAACGUGCCUUUUUUUGUGUAUUGAUUAAACAUAUUUUGAGCAUUGAGAAAUCCUCUGUGAGGACUGAUUAAAUUGUUGAUAUUUUUAGUAGGUACUGUGUAUGUUUUCUUACCUUUUUUACUCUGGCAGUUUGCUAUUCUGGGGAUUUUAAACACGUAUUUGCAGAGAAAAAGCUUUAUUUUUAUCCAGUUCAGCAGUAAACCACAGUAGUGCAGUUAUCUAUUCUAUGGCCUCAAUUCUCUGGAGGAAUUUUUUACAGGCAGUCAAUCUCUAUCCUUUUUUGGUUGCGUUGGUUUUUCUUUGUCUUCCUGCAGUGCAUUGUGCUUAUAUGUGCUGUGCCAUCCAACAAAAUAAAUUACAUUUGUAUUUGUGCA
Messenger RNA from Coregonus clupeaformis (lake whitefish), 2419 nucleotides. RefSeq names its product transcription factor Sox-9-A-like. Gene Ontology annotation, biological process: chondrocyte differentiation; negative regulation of transcription by RNA polymerase II; morphogenesis of an epithelium. The record is from RefSeq and is a predicted model, not a curated record. Gene Ontology annotation, cellular component: nucleus. Gene Ontology annotation, molecular function: DNA-binding transcription factor activity, RNA polymerase II-specific; RNA polymerase II cis-regulatory region sequence-specific DNA binding. The transcript is spliced from 3 exons. Lineage: Eukaryota; Metazoa; Chordata; Actinopteri; Salmoniformes; Salmonidae. The coding region runs from base 375 to 1850 and encodes 491 amino acids.